Camelina sativa (false flax) is the source of this 717-nucleotide messenger RNA. The record is from RefSeq and is a predicted model, not a curated record. NCBI's taxonomy places the organism in Eukaryota, Viridiplantae, Streptophyta, Magnoliopsida, Brassicales, Brassicaceae.
AUGUCUAAUUGGAGUUCUGAUCCAGAAGUCGAUGAAAUGGUAGAGGAGGAAGUCGAUAAUAUAGUGGGUGAGAUUCAAUACAACUACACUCACCAAGACGUUCCAUCAGCUCCAAUAUUUCGCAGAGUGCACAUUAAUAGAGACCGCGAAGAAGGCCACACUCGGCUAUGGAAUGAUUAUUUUAGUGAGAAUCCAACUUACAAUCACGGAAUGUUCCGCCGUCGAUUUAGAAUGAACAAACCAUUGUUCAUUCGUAUUGUCAAUACUAUUGAGAAUGGAGUCUCAUAUUUCAGACAAAGACGAGAUGCUACUGGAAGGAUGGGUCUUUCUGCACUUCAAAAAUGUACGGCAGCUAUUCGUAUGAUGGCAUACGGAUGUUCAGCAGAUGCAAUGGAUGAAUAUCUACGACUCACUGAAACAACCGCCCACAAAUGCCUUGAAAAAUUUGUGGAAGGAGUGAUAAAUAUUUUUGGAGACGAGUAUUUUAGAAGGCCAACAGCGGAAGACCUUCAACGAUUACUUAAUAUUAGAGAACAUCGCGGUUUCUCCGGAAUGGUAGGGAGUAUAGAUUGUAUGCACUGGGAGUGGAAGAAUUGUCCCACUACAUGGAAAGGACAAUAUUCACGUGGAUCUGGAAAACUGACAAUCGUACUAGAGGCUGUGGCAUCGCAAGAUUUAUGGAUUUGGCACGCAUUUUCGGUCCACCAGGUACGUUAA